Messenger RNA from Lucilia sericata (common green bottle fly), 3001 nucleotides. RefSeq names its product inhibitor of nuclear factor kappa-B kinase subunit beta (gene IKKbeta). Gene Ontology annotation, cellular component: IkappaB kinase complex; cytoplasm. The record is from RefSeq and is a predicted model, not a curated record. Lineage: Eukaryota; Metazoa; Arthropoda; Insecta; Diptera; Calliphoridae. The coding region runs from base 133 to 2277 and encodes 714 amino acids. Gene Ontology annotation, biological process: peptidyl-serine phosphorylation; positive regulation of transcription by RNA polymerase II; tumor necrosis factor-mediated signaling pathway. Gene Ontology annotation, molecular function: ATP binding; IkappaB kinase activity. The transcript is spliced from 6 exons.
AUUUUUCGUUUAUAUAUUCGUUUUAUAUAUUGAAGUGAAUUGAACAUUAAUUUCUGUGUAAAGAAAAUAUUAAAAAAUAUAUUUAAAAUCGUAUAUUUUUGUGUGAAUGGUGAACAUUUUUAAAAUUAAACAAUGAAUAGGCAGCCAUUACAAUCCUUUGGUAACUGGCAACUUGUUAAGACCUUAGGAGAGGGAGCUUUCGGCGAAGUCCACUUAUGGAAGCACAAUCAAACUGGGAAAGAAUUCGCCACCAAACGUUUAAAGGCAAAUCCAAAAUUAAACGCCGAUGAAAUAAGCAUAAUGCACAAACGUUGGCAUCAAGAAUACAGAUGGAUGCAAAAUCUACAAACACCACAUAUUGUAAGAUCUGCUAACAUAAAUGAUGAGGAGUUUUUUAGAUAUUUAGCGGGUGGCAAUCAUGUAGAACAUUCAUUGCCCGUUAUUAUAAUGGAAUAUUGUAAUGGUGGUGAUUUGAGAAGGCAACUGAAUCAAGUAGAAAAUGUUAAUGGUUUGAAAGAGUUUGAAAUACGUACAAUUUUAAAUGCUCUACUUUGUGCCAUCGAUUAUUUGCAUCAAGUAUAUAAUAUCGAACAUCGUGAUAUAAAGCCUGAAAAUAUUAUUUUACAUAUAGAGGGAAAUAAAAAGAUUUAUAAGCUCACCGAUUUCGGUUAUGCACGCGAAAUUCCUGAGUCUACUGUAGCACAAAGUGUUGUUGGUACCCGCAACUAUGUAGCACCUGAAGUUAUUGAUCCUGGAGAUUAUACAGAAACCGUUGAUUAUUGGUCCAUUGGUAUAGUGGCUUACGAGAUUAUUUGUGGCCAUCAACCCUUCUUACCACAUCAAACAUUUUUUAAUCGCAUGACUAACAUAAAACGAAAAACACGAGAAUGCAUUGCUAUUGCAGAAGAUGUUGACCAUCCAGAUACAGAAAAUUUUAUUUUCAUUAAACAUUUGCCUGCUCAAAAUCAUUCCAGUACAAUUUUUAUAAAAAAGAUGGAAGAUUGGUUACGUUUAACUUUGGAUAUUGAUUACAAAACCAGAGGCCGAAAUAGUAAAAACGAAUUGAAAUUCUAUACAGAUAUGCGUUCGCUGUUAAAUAAAAAAAUCGUAACAGUGUUUUCUUUAAAAUCAUAUGAAAAAUUUUACUAUGACAUCGAAGCAUACUCGAGUUUAGAGAAUUUUUUGCAACACAUUUCAUAUGAUACUCAAAUUGAUAUUAAUAAUAUAUUCGCAAUAAAUCCACCAUUACAUCCAUGUAAAAAUAUACUAAAUCCCUUGGAUUAUUAUGUUCCAGAAUGGAGUGACAUCAGUAAUCCUUUAAAUCCUCCUGUCAUGUUGUUUGUGGGCGAGUUUUUAAUACAAAGUGAAUUGAAUAUAAAUGAAGAAAAACAUUUUCUUAUUAGCGAUACAAUUAAAAGCUGUGUGAAUAUCAAUCCACAAGAAGGAAAUAUUCCCGUAUGGUUGUUGCAGCAGUUUGAGAAAGACGUCCAUUUCAUGUUAACCAAAGAACAACAUUAUUUAGUUUGUUAUCUAAUGGGACUUGAGAAUUACGUAAUUGAAAUCGAACAUAAUGUGUUUAAGUACAAAGAUGAAAUUAAUAAGCUUAUUAAAAAAACAUCAGAACUCGUCGGAAGUGUUAAAUAUUCCAAUAUAUUUUUGAAUGAAUUUCUAAAUAUUCAAAAUGGACAGAUAGCCAACUCAACAAUAGAUAUGGCACAAAAGAUAAAUACGCAAUGCCAAGAUUUUGAAGCCAAUAUUGUACCAAUGUUAAGUCGUUUAUACACUGAAAUCUUACAAACUUUCCGAGAUUUGGCUAACAAUACGAUUUACAAAGAAGUCAGAGAACAAGACAUUUUUGAACUCUUAAAAUACCGCAAGUAUCUUAAUUAUGAAUAUCCUCUUAAUCAGCGUUUAGAAAAUGCUCAAUGUGCUUUUGACAAGUGUAUCCAUGAAUUUAUAAGUUUUACCAAGAGUAGUAAAUGGAAAGAGACUCGUGAAAAAAUAAAUAAAAAUCUACAAUUAUACAAUAAUUUACGCCAACAAGUUAACAAUGUAUUUAAUGAAAUGAUACGAUUGGAAAAUGAACUACAUGAAUAUACCAGAUCGGUUGUAAGACAUACCAUGAACAAUACUCGUUCGACUUCGAGUAUGAUUGCUUUGGAUGGUACUAAUGAGCAGUAUUCAUUAAGUGCUUUUGAUUCCGAAACUCCAGAAUUGAUAAACGAUUGUCAAUCUAUCAUCAACGCUAUGCAGUCUUCAAUGUAUAUAGAUGAAUAAACAGUGCCGUAUAUUUAUUUCAUAUGUUUAAAUAUAAAUCAUUUGAUAUCAAUUAAAAAUUAGUCAUAAGUUUUUAUGUACAUAUACUAUAUUUAGUUUAAGAUAUUCUACAUUUUACUUUCAAUACAAAGAAGUACGGAUGAUAAUGGUAGAGCUUUACUAACAUCUAUCACUUCUUAAAGUUAAGAAAACUUUAAAAAGUAGUAGAUGUUAGUAGAGCUCUACCUACCUACCUAUUAUGUAUAGUAGAUCGACUUAGGGACCUAAUGUAUGUAUAUUCAAAUGUUAAUUCUUAAUAAUGAGAUGUUAUCUUUCCCUUAUAGAAAUUUACACAUAGGAUAAGAUAACAUUUCAUUAUUAAUGACUAUUACUUUGUUUGAAUAUUAAAAAAGGUUUUAAAACAUCUGUAAGUAUGUCUAAUGUAUAAAUGUUUUUUUAAAGUUAUUUUAAGAAAUUUAGAUUUUAAUUUUUAUAUACAACGUAUGAAAUAUAUAUAAAUUUUAAUGUACAAAAUUUUAUUUUUAAUUAUUUUACCUUUAAAUGUUUUAGUUUAGCGUUUAAUGUACAUAUAUGUAGUUAUUGUGAUAAUCUUUAUAUAUACAUAUAUAUAUUUUUGUAUAAUACAACUCAAUGGAAAAUUUGCAAAAUUUUUUAUUGGGAUUUAGUUUUUUUUUUUUUUUAAUAUUGUUAAAAGUCUGUUAUAAAAAGAAAAAUAUAACUACAC